GCCCUCUUCAUGCGCCUCCUCGUCUUGCUCUGCCAGCAGCAGCCUGCCCUCCAGUGCCUCCAGCGCCAACACCGCCGUCGCCUCCGCUCCCGCCGCCGCUCCGCCUCCCGGGCCGACAGCGAGCGCCGAGGAGGUGCGCGCUUGGCUGGCUAGCAGGAACUUGUCGGAGAACGUGCUGGCGACGUUUGACCAGCUGGACGGCGCCGAGCUCUGCGACCUCUCGGUUGACGAUUUCGAGGAGUUCAUCCCGAAGCUCAAGGCGAGGGCCAUCUACAAGGCGCUGCAUGCUGCCGACGGCGAGAACAUGCCGCCGGCCUGAGGGCGACCUGAGAGGAUGUCUGCGCCGCGCCGCCUCUAGAUUGGCGCGAGAUUGUGAGAGGAGACGGCUCCCCCGCGUAGCUUGCCUGAUACGCGGUACGUUGCUCUCGGUGGUGUACUGCCGGUGCGUGUGUGCUCUGCUCUCGGUGAGGCGUGAGCGGGGUGCCGCGCCCGAGAUUGUUGGAUGGUGCAUCCCUGUCGCUCUGCUCGGGCGGCCUCCCUGUUGAGUGUUGUCUGUGGCCUGUGCGCGCUGUCUGCGGCCUGUCUGGGUGGCAUGGGCGGUGAUAACUGCUAACUCUGAACCGUGUGUGAUGACUGAUGGGUCUGGGUACUGGCUGGGGGACGUUUAAUACAGUAGAUCGCGUCGAAA
Molecule: messenger RNA, 688 nt
Organism: Emiliania huxleyi CCMP1516
Lineage: Eukaryota; Haptophyta; Isochrysidales; Noelaerhabdaceae
Exons: 3
Coding region: 285-545 (86 amino acids)
Source: RefSeq, a predicted model, not a curated record